Molecule: messenger RNA, 3444 nt
Organism: Plasmodium inui San Antonio 1
Lineage: Eukaryota; Apicomplexa; Aconoidasida; Haemosporida; Plasmodiidae
Exons: 4
Coding region: 1-3444 (1147 amino acids)
Biological process (GO): tRNA processing
Molecular function (GO): ligase activity, forming carbon-nitrogen bonds; ATP binding
Source: RefSeq, a predicted model, not a curated record
AUGAAGUCGAAGAAAAUGAAUCCCAAAAGUUGCGAGCAGCUAUUACAUCGAUCCUCUACAAACCGAUGCUGGACGAACAGGGCCCACCUGGACACGGAGGCGCAAAUUAGCGACGUUCUGCUCUACUCUGAAGGGGGUCCCAAUGGAGAAGCAGAACUAGGACAGAGAAAAAGACCCGCGUUAAAGGAAAAUGUGAAGUGUAAAAAGAAAGGGAGAACUUCCAGGAAGGCACUCUUAAAGAACAUAUGUUAUGUAAUAAAUGCGCAGAGUGAAGAACCAAUGAAGCAGUUGGAUGAGCUAAACAUAGGCAUCAGCAGCGGAACCAGCAGCGGCAGCGGCAGAAGGGGCAGCAACAGCAGCAACCUGUUGGAGGUUGUCCGCAAUGGUGAUAACCCUUUGGCGAAGAGCUCAGCGGCAAAAGAACUUUCCUUGAAUGGCGAAAUGAUCCAAAUUGUGGAGGCCUACUGGCUUGUCAGCGCGGGGGUGGAUUCCCUUUCCCUCUUGUAUUCCUUCCUUUUUGUUGUGUACAAAAUUUUAGUGACCCUACGGUACAGACACUCUCAGAGUUACGCAUCCCUGUUGCAGAUAUUAAAUGGCGUCUACUCCUACACGCAUGAUGAUAUAAACGAGAUUGUCCGCUCCCGUGAGGGAGAUAGUGGCGUUCAGUUCUUUGCCUCCGUUUUGAGCAAUGUAACCGUCCUGUAUUGCAACCAUGCGACGAGGGAGGAUUGCGCCAAGGAGAAGAACUUUGUGAAGAAUAUUUGUAGGAGGCACAAGCUGAGGUUCCGAACCAAGGUGCUCAGGAGGAAGGGGGCGGCGGCUGAACAGGAAGAAACGGCCCAAAAAAAUCAACCGCGCCGCAAACGGGGGAAUAACUUUCUACUCCUGGCCAGAGAAUGGAGGAAAAACGUGUACAUGCAGCUGACCAGGCAGAUAGAGAGGGAGGCCAGCAGGGGAAGACGCAUGCGCACAGCGCAGGGGGGCAACCACAAUUUCAUGUACGCAGAAGGGGGGAGCAGGCCCAAGUACAGGUACCGGGAUUACCUGAGCGACGUAGACCACUACAUAAAAUUGGCUAAUAGGAAGCCCAUUUCGGAGGUGCUGCUCAAGGGUGAGGGGUCAAUCAGAACGUCGCCAAACACGUCGCUAAAGACAUCGCCGAACAGGUGGGUAACCGCUCCGAUGGCCACUGCGCGAGCCUGCUCCAUCGUGAAGUCUCUCGUGUUUGUGGGGCACCACCGAAACGACAACAACGAAACCGUGUUGUUUCAGUUCCUCAGGGGGGCCUUCAUCAAAAACCUGAGGGGCAUCAAAUUCCUCACCGGGUUUAAGGACUGCCUAAUAUACAGGCCGUUUAUCAAGCUGAGCAAAAUUAACCUGUACCUGUACAUGCAGAUUGUGAAUAAGUCGUGGCGCUUCGACACGUCUAAUCAGAGCCUGUCCGCCACGAGAAACUUCAUCAGGCACGUCGUAAUUCCGAGCAUUUCCUCCUUGUUUGGGGGAGGGGUCGCCAAUGCAGUCAACACACAGAAGGUAGUCAACACACAGAAGGUAGCCAACACAAAUACGACAGCCAACACCGACAGGGUAGCCAACGUGGAUACGACGACCAACACGGAUACAACAGCCAAAAUUUCUAACCCCGCUAACACUGCUAAACGCGAUAACCCCGCUGUGAGAGGCGAGCUACAAAGCAGCCGCGUGUACGCGUACCCCGCGCUGGACCGCAAGCUCAGCAACAUCAUGGCCCAAACGACCAACUUGGACACCCACCUGCAGUUCUGCACAAACGUCUUCACCAUAUACAUGCACAAUAAAUACUACUGCUACAACGAGGGAAGUACAGAAACACAACUAAGUGCCAAUCCGUUCAUCAAAGAAUAUCAGAUCAUGCAAAGAAAACUGUACGACUCCUUUUUUGGAACCCGCAACGAUCAAAUGGAUAGACUCAUAUCAAUUAAAAAACUUCUAUAUGAACAUAAUUUUUUUUUAAAAAUUUUUAAUUUUUUGGAAUUCUUAAUUUUACCCUCCACAUUUGUCCGCAUGCAAGUCCUCCAUGGAAUGGUCAGCAAAUACACGGGGUUAAAUUUGACCUAUGCCAAUGUAGAUCGUGUGUACAAGUCGCUAUAUGAGUUUGUUCGAUCUUACCUGUGCAGCACCACAUGGGAAAUGUCGGAGGUGACUCGGCAGAGGGGCAUAUAUUCCCUUUGCGAUGGGAGGGGAGAAGCACAGGGUGGAGCUAAUAACGACGAGGCGUGUAGCCCAUCAACCCAGGGGGGAAUUUGUUCACCUAAUGAGAAAGUACGAAUUAUACAUCUGGAUGGAGAAAACAAACUGCUCGUUAAUCGAAUUUUCUUUCGCAUAGUAACGAGUGGAGAGAAAAAAGAGAAAGACUCGGAGGAGCAGGAAGCCCCUCCUCCUCAGCUACGAGAAAAAAACGCAAAUGUGUACAUGCUCGAUGGUAUAUCAGGACAGGUCUGCAGAAUCAAUCGCAGCAAUGUGAAGAGUAUGACCCAUCAGAAGGAGACAUACCUGUUAAUUAAAAAGAGGAGGAAAAAGAAAAGGGAAAAAUUCCAAGUAUACAUUCGUUACCUAAGGAGGAAUGAUUUUUUACACAUCGGCAGAAGGCCCAUCAAGGCAACGAAGUUCCUUUCCAAGCGCGGCAUUCCCCCAGUUUACAUGUUUUCCCUCCCCGUUGUACAUAUAUCGAAUUUUCAAAAAAACAACUUGAUUUUUUUGCACCUCUUUGGGGACAUAAUUCAGAAUGGAAACUUUUCCGUUCACCAGUUUCUGCAGAUGAACGACCCGCUUCUAUCGAAACAGCCACUUCCUAAUCGCAAGAUGUACGAGCUGGGGGAGGGCGCCCGGGAAGAGGAGACCGGCGAACACAUGGAAGCGAGCAUCAACAACAUCGCCAACAAGCUGGCCAACAUUCUCUACAUCACCAGCGUAUCCAUGAAAGAAAACUUCGCAGCGCGCAACACAUUGCAGUACGCUAAGUUCAUUAAUGACAUGAAAUCCUACUGUGUAAAUCUGAUUCAGGCAGUGAACAACCUAAGUGCAGAUUUUUACAGUCACACUUGCUUGCCUGUUCAUACGAUCCCCAGGAAUCCCUACAACAACAUACAGGACGUGAACACGAUUACGAGCAACCUCAGUGUAGACGACCGGGCGGACAAAAUUAAAGAGGACAAAAACACGCUGCACACAUUCAAAACGACGUAUGGCUCAAAAAAUUUCAACACCAUCCUCAAACACAUAGAGCACUUUAACGAUAACGUUUUCUCCGCACUGAACAGCAUGCAACAUGCUAAGGUUUCCCCCCAAAAGUAUGCGGAGACGCAGACGUAUGGCACGGUGCUCUCCGAGCGUUUGAAGAGCAGGGAAAGGGACAGCGAGCACUUGGAGGUGUAUGUCGCCAAGGUCAGUUACGGCCUCUUCUGA